UCGAAGCAGUUCAAAACAAAGUAUUUUGGUACCUCUUACAUCUUGAAUCAUUAAGGCCAAAUUUUUUUUUUUAUUUUUUCGUUUUGUUGAUCAAAAUAUAAUCGGUUACAAUUUCAACACUUUUUCUACAGCAAAACAGCAUCAUGUCGGCUCCAGUUCGUGGUAAUAAGGCCUCAAAGCUGAGGUCCGAAGAAAAAGUUGAAAAGCCUGCAUUCAUUGGACCUUCUUGGGCUCUUACUUCCACCCGAGGCAGAGCCUUUAAUCGUGGCUCCGAACCCACCAGUCGCGAUACCAGUCGCAUCCCGACCAUCCUUAGACCCAGAUCAAUCCCGACCAGUCGCAUACCUAUCCGCAGGCUUGCGGGUGACCCGAAGAGAAACACUUCCCCAAUUCGGGCCACUCCCUUGGAGGCAGUAACCAGUGCCAGUGCGUGUUCCUUGCCCUUGCUUCUAGCCUCCGAGAAUACAAUGGGCGAUCAUGAACGUAAACCUGAAGUGGACAAGGACUCUGUCAAGCGGACUAAAUGUUUGCCGCGCCCAAGGGCUAAGUCAACGACGGAAGCUGGUGAAGUUAUUUUAAAUAUUUUUAUUAUUUCUAUGGGAGCCAUAUGAUAUAGUCGUCCGAUUUUGAUGAGAUUUAAACCGUAAUUCUAAAAUAUUUAACCAUCACAAUGUGUCGA
Drosophila gunungcola (fruit fly) is the source of this 679-nucleotide messenger RNA. RefSeq lists its product as uncharacterized. The coding region runs from base 144 to 611 and encodes 155 amino acids. The record is from RefSeq and is a predicted model, not a curated record. NCBI's taxonomy places the organism in Eukaryota, Metazoa, Arthropoda, Insecta, Diptera, Drosophilidae. The transcript is spliced from 3 exons.